GAAAGGGGUCUGCAGCUCUAGGAAUUUUGGGAAACACUAGUGCUUCAGGCAGGGCUGAUGCAAGGAAAUCUCAUCACUUGGGCCUCUCAGAAUGCGAAGGGAGACGGGUCAGCUCUACCCACGAUAAGGCCCGUUCCUGGAUUCUACGUCUACCUAAAUGGGAUAAUCUAUGACCCUUACAUUUGCAGACGCCCCAUCCGAGGGGGAGUGGAGUACCUUCGUAGGGCGAAUUGCACCACACCCCCUCCUCUUUCGACAUGGACAAUCUCUCAAUGCGCAAUGCUAACAAUCCAUGCGCGAAAAGAGUGGGAAAGUACAAGGAGGAGAAGUCGGAGCACCCGGGACUCUUAUUGCAUACAUACCUUUACCUCGGCGACAUCGAUGUCUAAUCCCGAUGGCGUCAUCAUCGAAGCACCAGCCGAUCGAGAUACCUCACCAUUUAUCAGCAAACCGCCUUCCUUCCCGCUUCGGCUUAGGAUGGGAAAUGACCUCGGAUGUGGAAAGACCCUAUUUCGGGGAGGUAAGGAGGGUGGGCUUGGUUUAGUUACUAAAACUCUCCCAGUUGCGUCGUCCAAUGCCACAUCGCAGAGAUGACUCGUGGGUUUGUUUCCUUUCGGGGGGGCCAUUUUUUUUUCCCUCUUUAUUUCCUUGUUCGUUGACCCUUUUGGAGCCAAAUUACCACUGACUCCUGCA
Messenger RNA from Colletotrichum navitas, 693 nucleotides. RefSeq lists its product as uncharacterized. The record is from RefSeq and is a predicted model, not a curated record. NCBI's taxonomy places the organism in Eukaryota, Fungi, Ascomycota, Sordariomycetes, Glomerellales, Glomerellaceae. The coding region runs from base 58 to 594 and encodes 178 amino acids. The transcript has a single exon.